Molecule: messenger RNA, 918 nt
Organism: Parnassius apollo (apollo)
Lineage: Eukaryota; Metazoa; Arthropoda; Insecta; Lepidoptera; Papilionidae
Source: the annotation of a GenBank genome assembly
AUGUGGUCAGCUGAGAGUAGACCUAAAGCUGAAGACUACGAUCGGAUACCACUGAAAGCGAAAGAUUUCUUUCCAAGCAGGACAGCGCCGAUCGUGUAUUUUUCCAGAUUUUUUUCAGGCGAGGUAAUCAAUCAUAAAGUUGAGCAAACGAACUUAUAUGCAGCCCAGAAAAAGAGUAUGAAGUGGGAACCAGCGACGAGUGCUGAUAUAAAAGCCUUUAUUGGAAUGAUUAUAAUUACGGGCCUCCAUGUUUUACCCUCCAUCGAUUUAUACUGGUCUAGUGACCCGUUGUUUAGAGUAAAUGAGGUGGCAGAAAUAAUGACCUGUAAAAGGUUUAAAAAAAUAUUGGAAAACCUUCAUCUUAAUGAUAAUUCCCAAAUCCCUUCUAAAUCAAAUCCAGACUACGACAAACUAUAUAAAGUUCGCCCGUUACUGGAAAUGCUGAACACAGCUUGCAAAAAUGAAGCUAGAACAUCCACAUCACAAAGUAUCGACGAGGCAAUGAUUAGAUUCAAAGGAAUUUCGUCUUUGAAGCAGUAUAUGCCAGCAAAACCCAUAAAGAGAGGUUUUAAAGUUUGGGUUAGGGCAGAUAGCUCUACUGGAUACGUCUAUGAAUUUCAAAUUUAUACAGGCAAAAAUGACGACAGUACACCUGAGUUCGGUCUAGGAUCAAAUGUUGUAAAAUCUUUGUCAAAAAGCCUGAUAGAAGAAGAGGUCACUGUUCAUUUAGCAUUUGACAACUUCUUUGCUUCGUAUCCACUAAUGCAAUACCUUUAUGAAAAAGGAAUUUACUCCACAGCAACAGUAAAUUUGAACAGAGCGGAUUUACCAAAGUUUAUGAAACCCAUCAAAAAUGAUAAAAAGAAAGAAAAAGAACGGAAAGAGAAACUAAAACUUACAAGAGAACAAUAUAUAUAG